AUGACCAAGAUUAGGACGAGAAAAGAAGCCCUAAGCCUAAAGCUACCCGCUUUGGCUAUUGUCUGGCACAGAAGAAGUACCAACAAAUUCCGUCUCGCCAUGAUCGAAAAUUUCGACAUAAUUUCGCAGCCGGUUUAUAAAGUCAUUACGGUGAGUUAGUGAUGUGAUGUGAUGUAUACAAAAAAGCAACUGAAAAAAAAAUUUAAGACGCACCAGUUCGAUCAGGAAUGGAAAGACCAGGUCCAUCGCUCACUUCGCAAUCUGUGCUCACGUCGUCGUUGCACGUAUCGAGGUGGACCAGAACGUAGAACGACGUUGCGGUGCACAGUAAACGAGCAUUUGUUCGUCAUCAUCAUUAACAACCGCAACGACAAAAAUGCAAAGCCCGAACCUGAGUAA
Messenger RNA from Caenorhabditis auriculariae, 399 nucleotides. The record is from the annotation of a GenBank genome assembly. Lineage: Eukaryota; Metazoa; Nematoda; Chromadorea; Rhabditida; Rhabditidae.